This is a messenger RNA of Passer domesticus (house sparrow), 2567 nucleotides long. RefSeq names its product leiomodin 2 (gene LMOD2). The coding region runs from base 549 to 2171 and encodes 540 amino acids. Gene Ontology annotation, molecular function: tropomyosin binding; actin binding. Gene Ontology annotation, cellular component: myofibril; striated muscle thin filament; cytoskeleton. The record is from RefSeq and is a predicted model, not a curated record. NCBI's taxonomy places the organism in Eukaryota, Metazoa, Chordata, Aves, Passeriformes, Passeridae. The transcript is spliced from 3 exons. Gene Ontology annotation, biological process: muscle contraction; actin filament organization; myofibril assembly.
UGCCUUUCCACCGACCCCAACCGCCUGCAAACACCUUGGAAUAACAGCAUUCCACUAGAAAACUGUGAGAGGAAGUCCACUGAACAACAGCAAGGGUGUUUUAUUUCCAGCCCCUGUGACAGCUCAGGAUUAAAUGGAUUUUCAUUGUUCUUUCCCCACUGCAAUUUGGACACGAUGCCAGUGUAAGUGCGCCCGGGGUUUUAUUUGGUGCCGCCCCCCCGUCUGCGAGGCUGGUAUUCUCCCACUAGCUGCCUGCUCUAAAUAUGGCCAUGGCCAGUGUGUCAAUAAUCCCCCUCUUUAAGGGACUUGCAAACAUUAGUGUUGGGACAUUCUUGCUGUUCAGAUGUCUAGCUGACGUCUGAUGCUUAAAACGGAGCAUGCUUUCAUCCCUUCAUGCAUUGUCGUAAGGCCCCGAUGAUUACUCUUAAAAGGGUGCCUCUGGCUAUGCAGGGAAACAGUUGCUGACCACACCAGACACUGCUUGCUUGCUUCAGCCUUCUUGAAUGCCUGGUCACCGUAGCUUUGUACCAGCCUGACCAAGCAGGACCAUGUCUACCUUUGGGUACAGAAGAGAGCUCAGUAAAUAUGAGGACAUUGAUGAAGAUGAGCUCCUCGCUUCUCUCACGGAAGAGGAGCUGAAGGAGCUGGAGCGGGAGCUAGAGGACAUAGAGCCCGACCGUAACCUUCCAGUGGGACAACGGCAGAAGAGCCUGACGGAGAAAACACCAACAGGGACUUUCAGCAGGGAAGCACUGAUGGCCUACUGGGAGAGGGAGACCAAGAAACUCCUAGAAAAAGAGAGGCUGGGUGCGUGCGAGAAGGAUUCUGAGCAAGAAGAGGACAAUUCAGAAGAACUUCAAGAAGAAUGUUUCACAGAAAGCAAUAGUGAAGUGUCUGAGGAGGCAUAUACAGAAGAGGAUGAUGAAGAAGAAGAAGAUGAAGAGGAAGAUGAAGAUGAGAGUGAUGAUGAGAAUGAGGAAGAGCAAAAUGCUGCAGCUGGCAGGCGUUCUGACCACAUCAGACACAAAAAGUGUAAUGGUGCAAAGGACAAUGAAAGCUUCCUCAAUGGCCAUGAUGGAAAAGACAGUGAUAAUCGGAGCUCAAAAAGCAGUGCCAUCCACCCUUGUGGAAAUCCAACAGUUAUUGAAGAUGCUUUGGAAAAAGUUAGGAGCAACGACCCUGACACCACAGAGGUCAAUCUGAAUAACAUUGAAAACAUCACUUCACAGAUGCUUAUACAAUUUUCUCAAGCCCUGAGGGACAACACAGUGGUUAAGUCAUUCAGCUUGGCUAACACCCAUGCUGAUGACAACGUAGCAAUUGCUAUUGCUGGUAUGUUAAAGGUUAAUCAGCAUAUAACUAGUCUGAAUAUUGAGUCAAAUUUUAUCACAGGCAAAGGCGUGCUGGCCAUCAUGAGAGCUUUGCAGCAUAACAAGGUUCUAACAGAACUGCGCUUCCACAAUCAAAGGCACAUCAUGGGCAGCCAGGUGGAAAUGGACAUAGUCAAACUGUUGAAAGAGAACACCACUCUGGUAAAGCUGGGGUACCACUUUGACCUUGCUGGCCCAAGAAUGAGCAUGACAAGUAUCCUGACAAGAAAUAUGGAUAAACAAAGGCAAAAGCGUAUGCAGGAGCAGCGGCAACAAGAGUCAGGUUGUGAGGGAGCUAUCAAUCCAAAGACCAAAGUUUUGCAGAAGGGGACACCUCGCUCCUCACCUUAUGUGUCGCCUAAAAGCUCACCAUGGUCUUCCCCAAAGCUCCCUAAGAAGCCAGUGAAAUGUCAGCCUUCAGCACCUGCACCCCCACCUCCCCUUCCCCCCUCGCCGCCACCUCCCCCUCCUCCUCCCCCUCCUCCGCUUAUUCCAGAGAAGAAGGCGCCUACAAGGAAUAUAGCUGAAGUCAUCAAACAGCAAGAAAGCGCAAAAAAAGCCUUACAUAAUGGACAGAAAAAGAAAAAAGGCAAAAAAAGCAGAAAACAUGAGAACAGCAUAUUGAAAGAAAUUAAAGAUUCUUUAAAAUCAGUCUCAGACAGAAAAUCAGAGGAAGGUUCACGGCCCUCCACCCGGCCAUCCACCCCACAAAGGUCUCUCCAUGACAACCUUAUGGAAGCAAUUCGGGCAAGCAGCAUAAAGCAAUUAAGGCGGGUGGAGGUACCAGAAGCCCUUCGGUGAAAGCCUGGGUGGCAGAAGAAGCAGAGCAGUGGCUGAGGGGAGGCUGCUUGUCCUUUCACUGGUGGUAACAUAGACUGUCUAGAAAGCUGCUUCCAAAGUACACUCUUAGAUUCAAGCCAUUUCUCUUUUAUUUCAAAGAAAUAAACCUGCUAAAUACAAAAUAAUGCUUUAGGAUCCAUUUGCAUUGUAAUCUGUAAAUAUGGAAAUAAUUUUCUUUUUUAUUUAAUGAGAUUUAUAUUGAAAAGUUGUUGCUUAUUUAGAUAUUCUUGUCAAUAUCUGAUUGCACAUAACUGGACAAGUUCUUUACACUGAGAUGUAAUAGUUUACCAGCCUGUGGUUUCUUCUUUUUUUUUUCCAUGAAUUUACAAUAAAUGUGGUUUGAAGCUUUCAAGCAGA